Messenger RNA from Scomber japonicus (chub mackerel), 1648 nucleotides. It is a transcript of the gene tufm, whose product is annotated as Tu translation elongation factor, mitochondrial. The transcript is spliced from 10 exons. Gene Ontology annotation, molecular function: GTPase activity; GTP binding; translation elongation factor activity. NCBI's taxonomy places the organism in Eukaryota, Metazoa, Chordata, Actinopteri, Scombriformes, Scombridae. Gene Ontology annotation, biological process: mitochondrial translational elongation. Gene Ontology annotation, cellular component: mitochondrion. The record is from RefSeq and is a predicted model, not a curated record. Bases 25 to 1368 code for a protein of 447 amino acids.
CUUUGGUUUGUCUAACCAUCCAAGAUGGCGGCGCUCGUAGGGCUGCGUGCGUGUUUCUCCGGCCUUCAGCUUUCCUCGCCGAGCCUCCUGCACAGCUCCUUCAAACUGUGUGCUGUGCCUCUGAGUCGACGGACCUUCGCUGCAGAGGCUAAGAAAACGUACAGCCGAGACAAGCCCCACGUGAACAUCGGAACAAUCGGUCAUGUGGAUCACGGCAAGACCACCCUCACUGCAGCCAUCACAAAAGUGCUCGCUGACGCCGGUGGAGCUAGCUUUAAAAAGUAUGAGGAAAUUGACAAUGCCCCUGAGGAGAAGGCCAGAGGAAUCACCAUCAACGCCUCUCAUGUAGAAUACACCACAGCCAACAGACAUUAUGCUCAUACAGACUGCCCCGGUCACGCCGACUACGUCAAGAACAUGAUCACGGGCACAGCUCAGAUGGACGGCUGUAUCCUGGUGGUGGCGGCCACCGAUGGCCAGAUGCCUCAGACGCGCGAGCACCUGCUGCUGGCCAAGCAGAUCGGCGUUGAGCACGUGGUGGUUUUCAUCAACAAAGCGGAUGCCGUGGAGGACAAGGAGAUGCUGGAGUUGGUGGAGAUCGAGAUCCGUGAGCUGCUCACAGAGUUCGGCUAUGACGGUGAUAACACGCCCGUCAUAAUAGGCUCUGCUCUCUGCGCUCUGGAGAACAAACAGCCGGAGCUGGGCGUGAAUGCAGUGAUGAAACUGCUGGAGAUCGUUGAUGAUUACGUUCCUCUGCCCAAAAGAGAACUGGAGAAACCUUUCCUUCUGCCCAUCGAAGGUGUUUAUUCAAUCCCAGGCAGGGGUACAGUAGUGACAGGCACUAUGGAGAGGGGUAUCAUCAAGAAAGCAGACGACUGUGAGUUUGUUGGCCAUAGUCGCAGCUUCAAAUCUGUGGUUACCGGUAUCGAGAUGUUCCACAAGUCUCUGGACCGGGCUGAGGCUGGAGACAACCUGGGCGCUCUGGUCCGAGGCCUGAAGAGGGAGGAUGUGAGGAGAGGGAUGGUGAUGUGCAAACCAGGAUCCAUCUUGCCUCACCAGAAAGUCAAGGCUCAGGUGUAUGUUCUGAGUAAGGAGGAGGGAGGCAGACACAAACCCUUUGUCUCUAACUUCAUGCCCGUCAUGUUCUCGCUAACCUGGGACAUGGCCUGUAAAAUCACUCUGCCUGAAGACAAGGAAAUGGUGAUGCCAGGAGAGGACACUUCCCUGAUGCUCACGCUCCGCCAGCCGAUGGUCCUGGAGAAAGGCCAGAGGUUCACUCUGAGAGACGGAAACAGAACCAUUGGCACGGGCCUGGUCACAGACAUCCUGACCAUGACAGAUGAAGACGUGAGCAGCAACUGGGGCUGAAGAGGAAGCUCUGCAGAGAGGGCUUAGCUUUGGGGGGGAGGUAGGGAUUAAGAAGGGAGGGUGGGUCUGUGGGUGUCUAUUUCUGGUCAAAUCAAAUAAUUAUCUAUGUAUAAAAUACAAAAUGCCAUUCACGUGAACAUAAGAGGACUCAAAGUAUCACAUGGCUCUGGUUUGAAGCUCUACUGAACCAAGAUACAGGAAAUAUUUAGCACUGUCUAUGUGUUUGAAGACCAGGCUGUCAUCUGUCAUUUAUGUAAUAAAAUGUAUUUAAUAAUAAAAA